This is a messenger RNA of Saprolegnia parasitica CBS 223.65, 564 nucleotides long. RefSeq lists its product as hypothetical. The annotation marks the transcript as partial. The transcript has a single exon. NCBI's taxonomy places the organism in Eukaryota, Oomycota, Saprolegniomycetes, Saprolegniales, Saprolegniaceae. The record is from RefSeq and is a predicted model, not a curated record.
CCGGUCUCGUGGCCGCUCAGCAACGCGCAGGCAGCGCAGAUCGCUGCGCUCUACCCCAACAAGCUCAUCUCUGCGGCCAACAUCCUCCUCAAUGAGCGAUACGCCGACAACUAUAACCGCAUGCUUGACAAAGUCAGCGACGCCUGUCUUCCGCACGUGGGGCCAUCGCAUGACACGUCCAUGGAUCUCUCGCACAUGGUUGUGGACGACGUCGGCGACGCCGACCUCUUCCGCUUGCAGCCUUCAAACGAUGACGUAGUCAACGCGACUACGUUUGGUGUGCUCAUCAUGCUGCUUCCAUCUGUGCACACGGGCGGCGUCAUCACGUUCACGCACGGCAACCAGUCGGAAACGUUUGAUGACGACUCGUCGCUUCUCGAGACAUCGUUCGCCGCUGCCUUUCUCUCAGCGACGAUCACGCCGGCACCCAUCACGUCCGGGCGCCGCGUCGCACUUGUCUACGGCUUGUACUACGGCAACGUGAAAACGCCAAAUGCGCAUGGAGCCGAAUGUGCAGGACGCGGCGAUCGCAGCUUUUCAGCCGCAGGGCAAUCGACGACUUAA